This is a messenger RNA of Rotaria sordida, 9501 nucleotides long. The record is from the annotation of a GenBank genome assembly. NCBI's taxonomy places the organism in Eukaryota, Metazoa, Rotifera, Eurotatoria, Philodinida, Philodinidae.
AUGUUAUCGAAAAGACCUCGUCUUACGUCUUCUUACGACAAUCAUGGCAUAUUACAUUCAAAAGAAAUAAAUGAAUCAAUCUUAAAUCAUUUAUUUCUUCCUCAUGGAUUAUCACCUUCAGCAUAUGCUGAUUCUUUAAUUCAAUCCAAUCAUGAAAAUGAAUACAAAAUACUUGAAUGUAUGAAUGAAUACUUUCAAUGUUUAGAUACAAAGAAUGAAUUACCAAUUUUAUCAAUCAUUAAAACAUGUACUGAACGUUGGUCGAUUAUACAGAAUACGAAAAAUUGUUCUGUUCCGCUUUUACAAUCAACCAUACAAAAGCUAUCGUCAGGUGAUUUUCUCCCUCUGUAUUUUCAUGCUCAAAAUGCUGCAAUUUUGAUUGAAAUCGAUGAGAAUUCCCUCAAUCAACCAUUGAUCUCAUCUUGGCAAGUGUUAUUACCAACAGAAACCAUAACAUCAUCACUAGAACCGCAUCUUUCUUGUUUUCCUGUUCCUACAUUUCGUUUACCUGAUCAAUCUCAACUAUUAUCUUCUGUCCAUUGUGAAUUACUUUUGGAGUUUAUGAACAAUACAAUUGAAUAUCCCAAAUCUUCCAAAUCAUCUUACACAUUCGAUGAAACUCGAGAAGUGCCCAUAUCACAUUAUGUAUGCCAAUGGUGGAUCAUACAAUUUCAAAACGUUGAAAUUGAUAAUCAGGUCAAUACAUCCGUUUCGUUUAAGAAAAAACAUCGUGAUCAAAUCCGAUACAAGAAUUCAGCAUAUCCUUUUCGCCGAUCAGGUUUAUGGAUGACUAUGAAAGUUGUUUUUCAAACUAUUUUAACAAAACGUUUGGGAAAAAUUGGUACUAUCAUUUAUAAAUUACUUAUUACUGACUUUUUAACUUAUUUUAUUUCUACAAGACAACAAAUAAUAAGUUUUCGCAUAUCAACUGAUCUUCUUAUACAUUGUCUUCGAAAAAUUGUACGACGAUUGAAUAAAAUUGAAGUUUUGUUAUCAUCAAUCGAUUCGAACGAUGUGAUUCCAUGGAUACAAGAUAAAAAAGAAGAAAUUAAACAGAGAAUUGAUCGCAUUACUCCAAAUUUAGAUUGGCAAAAAUCCAUCGAAAAGAAUCAAAAACAAAAUAUCCCAGCACUUCAAUUGAAUCUAGAUCAACAAGAAAUCUUUCAGCAUUCAUGUCACAAAUUAAAAGCUUAUCUUGAUAAAAAUCAUUCCAAUACUUCAAAAAGACAACUCGAUGGUAGAUAUGAUUAUAAUCGUUGGACAUCGACUAGUGUUGCUCAUGAAGACGAUGAAUUACCUCGAGUUUCAGCUUUAACCAAUCACGAAGAUGAUGCUAUUGGCAUAGCGUUGGCACGUAUCGAAAUUUGGGUACAAUCCUGUUUAGAGCAAUGGAUCAAUCGCUCUUUACUAUCGAAAAAUGGAUACAAAUGUUUUGAAAAUUUACAAUCCUUUCACGAAGAUUAUCAACUUGCAGCUUUAAAUUUUUAUUAUUCAAAUAAUCAAUCGACUGAUCCAAUUGGUUACAGUCGUUUUAUUCUAACAUCAUUGACAAUAAUACGUUUGAUGCAUUUAAAACUAUGUGAAGAUACGAGAUUCGAACGAUUGAAAGUGCAUGCCAUUCGAAUUCCUCAUCUUAUGAAUCUAUUCGAAUAUUUAGUCUUGCCCAAUCGAGACGAUAUGAUUCGAGCUCGAGAUUUAUAUGAUUAUUUUCUAGAAUUCAAUGAAAAACCAUAUCCAGAUCUCUUAAGUAAUAUCGAUUCGCAAAAUGCUUUUGGUAUUUAUUUUGCUGAACAAUCAGUAGAAAUUAAUGAAAAUCUGAAAAAAAUUCAAGAACAAGUUGAACAAGAUAGAAAAGAUAAAAUCGAAGAAAUAAAUAAUGCAAAAGAAAAAUAUGAAGAACUCAUGAAAAAAGUCAAUGAUCUUAAAUGUGAAUGUGAACCGAAGAUUUCUUAUCGAAAAUGUAAUCGGUGUACUUUGAUAAAGGAAGCAGAUAAUAUCAAAGUGAAUAUUUACGAAUGCCCAAUACCAUCCGAACGUAGAAGUGCUUUGGCUGUUAUGUUUGAAUUACAAAUGCCGAAUGAAAUUCGAUGUUAUCGAGAUAUACUUUGGCAAUUUAUUAAUCGUCCUAAACCAAAUCCUUCGCAUAAUAUGCAUGAAUGGUUAAGAACUCAUCCUCACCAAAAUAAACUGGGACAAUAUUUCAAAGGUUCACAUAAUUGUAAAGUAAAAUUGGUAUCUCCAACUAAGUCGAUAACAGAAAGUCAUUAUUCAGCUCCGCGACAAAUCAAAUCAACGCCUCUAGAAGAAUAUUUUUAUGAUAAUAGCCUGAAAGUUCAAAUAUCUCCAACUAAAAUAAAUGAUUUUCAAGAUGAAUGUCGAACAUUAAUACCCCAAUUGGCAGAUUCAAAUUAUAAAGAUUUACAGUUUUCUAUUGAUAACACAGAAUUCGUACAAAAUCGAGUCAUAGCUGAACUAUCAAAAUGUUCAUUAAAAUUAAAGUCAGCUGAGUUUAUUGAAUUUGGUUCAUUUCGUUCUGGUUAUCGUUUACAAUGGUGGAAUCUUUUAAGUAUUCUUGAAUUAGAUUCAUUAUCAAUGGAUGAAGAAAGUGUUGUCAUACUCAUAACACAUGCACUUUUACAAUAUGGCCCAGUAACAAAAGAUCGACAAUCAUUGAUUUGUUCAUGGUGUCCGGAAUCACAUCAACAAUUAUUAGAAGAUCAUUUUGUUGAUGAAUUAAUUACGAGGUUGGAUCAUCAUUUAAAAGAUUGUGAAUGUAAUUGGCAAAAUGAAUUGAUAUUAGUAAUUAUAACAGUGAUUGUUAUGAGAAUAUUCACUAUAUGUAAUUCAACACGAAAAUAUCAAAUGACGAAUUUAGUUUUAAAAUGUCGUAAAAUAGGUGAAAAAUGGAUUGAACUUAUUUUGAAAACAAUUCAAAAUCCAUCUUCAUCUGAUGAUGAUAAAAUGAAUGCAUUACGUGAUAAAAUCGUCAUUAUUGGUACUACAAAUCUGCUGACAUACUCAAUAUAUACUGAUAGUAGCAAUACUUUAGUAUUAUCAAAUCAAGACGUUAUUUCUUUAUUGACAAUAGCAACAACUAUUCAUGAUAAUAGUGUUUUAAAUAAGAAAACAGUUCAUAUGAGUGUAUUUAUGAGAAAUUUAAUGCGUUAUAGUGAACGUGUGUUAUUAUCGAUUCAUCCAAUCAUAAGCAAACUUCUACAAGAAAAUUCCUAUGAAAGUUUAAAUGAAUUUUGUUAUAUUCAUUGGGCAGUAGUACGAACUAAAGGUAUGAUGAAUGGUAAAUGGAAGAAAAGAAACAAAGGCAUAUAUGAUGGUUGGUAUGAUGGUGAAUAUGAAUCGAACAAGAUAUCAAUUGAUUGUUUAAGAGGAAGAUUUUUUGUCAAUAAGAUGACAAUUGGUUUUUUACCAGAUAGAAUAACUUCAGAUGAGUUAUAUCGUCGUGUGUUUGGUCAACAUAUUUUUGAAGUGCAAGCAGCUGAAUCAGAAGAUAGUUACAUCACAAAACAUGGAUAUCAUGAUGAUGGAAAAGUUCACUAUGAAUUCACUUACCAUAAUGGAUAUUAUGGAGACCGAAAAUUGAUUGUCUAUGAACGGCACGUUAAAACAAACUCGAAGUUUCAAUUGAUUCCUUCCAGCUGUUUUGAAAGAGAACUACCUGAUAUUUUCAUUUUGAACUAUAGUCAUUGGUGGAAUGAAAACACGAAAAUAUUAGAAUUUCGACCUAUUCAUUUUCAAGAAUCGAAUUUUUUAACUGAUAUAUCUUACAAAUUAUUCAGCAACGGAUAUAUUAUGAAGUGUAACACUGAAAAUAACCAAUAUUUAGUUAAUCGAUCAUCGUCAUUCUUUCAGAACUUAUUUGAACAAUACUUCAUUCGUCUCGAUGAUGAACCUUAUGUAUAUAUGUUAAGAGAGAAUGAUAUUAUUCAUAUUCAUUUAUCUCGAUUAGGUAUUGCUUUCAAAUACAACUGUUGUAACAAAAUAAUAACUUCUCGUGAAUAUUCUGAUAUGUACAUUGAUGAAGAUCAAUGUUUCGGAACAUUGACAGGUUUGAAAUCAGGUAUUCUUCUUUCACCAAUCGCAAUAAUUAAUCAAAAAAGUAGACAUUAUCUAUCUCGAAAAUUAAUCGUUCCCUUUGGACAAAUUCAAGCAAUCAAGAAAUCGGAUGAUGAUCAUCAAAUUGUGACUAUAGAACGAAAAUCAUCAUCAUUUAUUCAUGAAUAUUUUGUUUUUAUUUUGAAUGAUCGAUUACGUAUUCUUCAACCAACUGAUAGUCCAACAGGUUGGCUCUAUUUAGCAUUGUUACAUGCAAUGACAUCGCAUCCUUUACCCGACCAAUAUACGGGAAUGACUGGUAUGGAACGUUCUUAUCAAUUGUUGCAUUCAGCAGGUUGUUGGUCUGAUCAACCUUAUGAUUCAAUUACACGAAAUAUUCUUCUUCAAAUUGCAACUAUUUCACCUAAAGUUAAUUUUUAUCCCGAACAUCUAACUUGUAUGGUAAAAAUCGAUUGGAACGAGAAUAGUUUACCAUACUCAAUGCAACAUUUUGGUUAUUAUUUGAUAGUAAAAAAAUUAGUUGAAGCAAGUGAAGAAUGGAAUUUCAUGUAUCCAUCAUUCAUCUCGAAUGAUGAAAUAGAAAAACUCUUUCAAAGCAAAACAUAUAAUGAAAAAUUAUUGGCUAAACUCUAUUGGGACUAUCGAGAUUCGUACAAUCCUACAGCUCGACUAUCUACACAGACGGAAAAAGAAAUUUGUUGCAUAAGUUCGACAGAAUCAUAUGAACCAAUCUGGGAAAGUUAUUCAUAUUCAACGAAUUAUAAUUCUCUUGAUCUUGUAUAUUAUUUAUAUGGUAGUGGAGACGUAAAUUUAAAAGAUAGUAAAGAACUUAGAUGUUUUCCUUUGUCUCGAUGGCUUAAAGAUGAAUAUCAACUUAAAAAUAUUUGGAUUGGUUUGUUUAAAUUCGCCGAGCAGCUCAACACGAUCGAAAGUGAUCAUAAAAAAGAUGAUAUUGAACGAUUUGAAAUGUUAUUAGAUUUUCUGCAUUACAUUACAGGUAAAUGUUCUACUCAACCAUUUUAUUUGCAGAUGCUUAAAUCCAUAUUGAAAGUACCAAAUUUGCCAUUGAAAUCUGUUUCAUACCCUGAAUUUACUCGAUAUACAAACAUUCAAGACAGUUCAUUCCAAUCUUAUCGUAUCAAUCUAGGAAAUAUGGGUCAUUAUAAACGAAAUAUAGUUUUACAAGAAAUUCAAGAUUGUUUUGUUAAAAACUGUACUUAUGAAAAUAAGAAUCUUCCGGAAAUGCGAAAACUAAGCAGUCGAACGUAUGAAAUCAACAGGUUACUAGAAUCUUGGCGAGAGAAUAAAAAACUUCGUUCGUUUUUAGAAAAUAUUCAAAAUCAUUUUCGUUCUAUCACAAUUAUUCCAUUGAAUAUCAAUAUGUCUGUUAGUCCUCAACAAUUUGAAUUCGAAUUAUUUGAAAAACAUUAUCAAAUCCGUCUUAAUCUGACAGAUCAACUCAUCAAUCAAAAAUUGUUGAAGAGUGCACAAGAAAAAUUUCUACAUCCUCAUUCAAAUUAUUUUAUUAAACCAAAAAUGUGUGUUCCAAUCAUAAAUGAGCAAAAAGAAUUUCCACAACAAAUUUUUCCUUCUGCUGACUCUCAAGUCAAUCCUCUCAAUGAUAUUGCAAAUUAUUUUAAGGAACACUUAACUGAAAGUUGGAAGAAAUUUAAUUUGACUGAAGAAUAUGAAAAAGAGUUUCCAUCGAUGGAAGAAAUCAAUCAAUUUCUUGAUUCUUUUCGUCAAGAAUCCAUAGAGUGGUGGGAUGAAUUAGUAAAGUCCAUUACAAUAACAAACAAUUUGCUGGUCAAUAUGGGUUUAGUAUCACGAAUCUUACCGACAACUUUGAUAUCUGUUUUUCAACAAAUAUGGUUAAAUGAUAAUGGAUCAAAUAUAUUAUCCGUACAGUUGACACUUGAACAACGUACACUACUUGGUGGAAUAAUGGUUAAUUGGAUUGUAGAGCAGCAAAUCGAGAGAGCUUUAAAUCUUGCCAAUCAAGAAAAGUGGGAAGAUUUUGAAAAAGAAAUAUUAAACGUACCUCAUACUAAUUGGACACCAUCAGAACAUGUUCCAUGGUUAAUACUAGAACUUGAAAUGAAUAUUACAAUUCGAGAAAUACAAGUUCAAGUAACACGUCAUAUGAUACAACCAAUGUUAAACGAAAAUAACUCUUCAGUACGAAAUAUUGUAAUGCAAAUGAAUAUGGGUGAAGGCAAAACUUCAGUUAUUUUACCAAUGUUAGCACUCAGCUUAUGUUCAUCAUCUUCGAGUUUAGUUCGUAUCAUCGUAUUGAAAGCAUUAUUUCCAAUGAAUUAUCAAUCAUUACGAUAUAAAUUAGGUGGUCUACUAAAUCGACGUGUAGCGCCAUUUGCUUGCCGUCGUGACAUGAACUUUAGUUAUGCACAAGUGAAUCAAAUUUCCGAUCGUCUCAAACAAGGAUUACACAAUUUGGAUAUUGUAUUAACAUCACCCGAAGAUGUUUUAUCUUUUGAUUUGCUUACAAUAGACAAAUGUCGACGAAAUGAAUUAGAUACUGGUCGUUCAAUGCUGUCGAUUCAAAGUUGGAUGAAAACAUUUGCUCGUGACGUUUUAGAUGAAUCUGACGAAAUUUUACAUGUUAAAUAUCAAUUAAUUUAUUCGAUCGGUCGUCAACAACAGGUUGACGGAGGUGUAGAACGUUGGAAGACCAUUCAAUAUGUACUGAAUUUAGUCAAACAACAUGCUGCGAAUAUUGCACAGCAAUAUAAUGAUGAUGUUUUUUACAAAGCAUCAGACCGUCAAAGUAGUUUUCCAGAAUUACGUCUGCUUAAUCAUCGACCAUUUUUAGAAUUAUGUCGAAGAAUAGCAAAUGAUUGGAUAAAUCAAAAAAGUUACCGUCAACUAGAUCAACAACUUAUUUUAUCAUUCAUAUUGGAUACGAAUUCAUCGGUCAAUAGUCUAGUCGAUCAAUUUCCUCAUAAUACAAUUCAGUUAUUUUUGAUUAUACGUGGUCUUUUAUCAUCUGAAGUGUUAUUUGUUGGCUUAAAAAAACGUUAUCGUGUUAAUUUUGGUGUGAAUCAAAAUACAAAAUUCGAUCGUUUAAUGGCUGUACCAUUUCGUGCAAAAGAUGUUGCAGCUGAAAAUACAGAAUUCGGACAUCCAGAUGUGGCUAUUCUCUUAACACAAAUUUCCUAUUACUAUAAAGGAUUGACAGAUUCACAAAUGCUUCAAUGUUUUAAUCGUUUGAGUCAAGAUGAAAGUGAUCCGGAAAUGAUCUAUGAUCAAUGGAUUUCAUUGGAAGAGGAAAACGAUAUCAUUGCAAGUAUAAGACAAUGGAAAAGAGUCAAUCUAAAAGAUUAUCAACAACGAACUCAACUACUCUUACCGACUUUACGAUACAAUAUGCUAGUUAUAAAUUAUUUUCUCAAUCAUUUUGUUUUUCCUCAAGAAGCAAAACAAUUUCCACAAAAAUUAGUUGCUUCUGCUUGGGAUCUAUCUUCAUCUUCACGAGAAAAAAUAAUCACUGGAUUUAGUGGUACAAAUGAUACUCAAUUAUUAUUACCUGUUCACAUUCGUCAAUGUGAUUUACCAGAACUUCAAAAAACAGACGCCAUUGUUCUUAAUAAUUUACUGCGGCCAGAAAAUGAUCGUUAUCAAUAUUUACCAAUUAGUACGAGUUCUGAUGAAAUCUUGAAAAGAAUUGUUAUUAGCCAACCAAUAACUCAAGUCAUUCUAGAUGUUGGUGCUUUGUUCAUAGAUGGAACUAAUCGUCAAAUAGCUGUCAAAUGGUUGGAUCUAUCGGAUAAAACAAAAAUUGAUUAUGUAGUGUAUUUUGAAUCGGAUUCAAUAUUCGUUUGUGAUCGUCAAUAUCAACAUCAUGCUUUUUUGACAUCACCUGCUAGUGAACGUCUCGAUCGUUGUGUGUUUUAUUUAGAUGAAAUUCAUACGAGAGGAACAGACUUUAAAUUUCCAAAUGAAUUUAGAGCCGCUGUCACCUUAGGAAAUGGUCUCACUAAGGAUCGGUUAGUUCAAGCAUGUAUGAGAAUGAGAAAAUUAGGCAAACAUCAUUGGUUAAGUUUCUGGAAUUCAAACGAAGUUCAUCAACAAAUUCAAACAAUGAAGAAAAAUUCAGUUUCACCAAAUGAAAAGGAAAACAUCGAUAAUCGAAUUACUCUGACUGAUAUUCUCCGUUGGGUUUAUGAAAAUACUCAACAGACAACAUGGGAUGGAUUACAUCUUUGGGCAACACAAAGUUUAAGUUUUCAACGGAAAAUUACUGCUUUUCGAAAUAUCAAUUGGAAAGAACAAGGAACAUUGUAUACAAAUACAACAAUGGAAAACAUAGCCAGAGAAUGUUUGGAAGACGAAGUCUUAGAGUUGAAAUCUAUGUAUGGCGUAUCGAAAAUAUUUCAAACAAUAUUUGACAUUUAUUCUGUUCGAUCCAAACAUUCCAAUAUUUGUUCAUCAGUUGAAAUUCAUGAAGCUGUUUCCAAACGAUUAUGGGAUUAUGGUGGUUCAAAAAAACUUCUUACACAAUUAUUAGAUGAAGAGCAGCAACGAGAACUAGAGCGAGAACAAGAAUUAGAAGAAGAACGACAACAGAAACGUCCACCAUCUGUUCAUCCCUAUGAGCCUCAAUUACACGAUGAGAUCAAGGCUUUAUGCGACAUGCACGGUCCUAUGUUGAAUUUAUCAAAAUUAACUUCAGUAUUUUGUCCCAUUGCUGAUGCUUUUCUUGAUACUACAUUCUAUCAUGAAUGUCAACCACAUUGUUGGCAACAGAAUCUUUGGGUUACUGAUGAAUUCAAACGUGUGAUUCAAACACGUGGAGAAUCAUUAAAUCCUUUUCUACGUCCUGCACGAUGGAUUCUAAUCUAUCGUAAUAAACAUAUCAUUUUUGUAAGUCCUUUUGAAGCCAAUUGGCUAAUGGGUCGAUUACAUGAUCUUUAUCGUAAACAAUCACCUGGAGAAUUAUUGACUACAACAUUACGUCUAUUGUUACCACGGACUAGACGAGAUCAAUCAAUUAUAGUUAACACAGCCACUUUAACAAUUCCUCCGGCAAUCGCACCCGAUCGUGGUGCUGUUACAUUCCAAAUUCCGAUUGAAUGGUUGGUGGCAUUAUUUAUUUUUAAUGGUACGCUCUACUUUGAAACUACCGAUGAACAAACAGCCUAUUGCCAUUGCCUAGGCCUAUGCCCCAAACCUCGUACCGAGAUUGAAGAAAAUGCUUUUGAGAAAGGUUGGAUUACUGUUGAUGGAUUCGUGGAAAAAUCAGAUCAUCGCGAUCUUUUACAACUUCAACAAUGUCGUUUCCAUGCCAAUCCUUUAGCAUUCGUUAGAAAAUUGGUUGAAAACAGAAACAAUACACAUGCACCUUUGAUAUCCGAUGUUGGUAGCAUUCUUAUAAAUGCUGUAAAGCUUCCAGUCGGAUCAUUUCGACAAUGA